This is a messenger RNA of Dictyostelium purpureum, 2007 nucleotides long. RefSeq lists its product as uncharacterized. The record is from RefSeq and is a predicted model, not a curated record. The transcript has 4 exons. Lineage: Eukaryota; Evosea; Eumycetozoa; Dictyosteliales; Dictyosteliaceae. Bases 1 to 2007 code for a protein of 668 amino acids.
AUGAAUAGUAAUAUUAAUAAUAAUAGUAAUAAUAAUAGUAAAUUUUAUGAGAGAGUUAGAGAUGGGUUUUCAUUAGAUUUAAGAUCACUUUCUUUUUUUAGAGUAUUAUUAUCAACAUAUUUAUUGGUGGAUUUAGCAACUAGAAGUAUAUAUUUAAAUAAACACUAUACAGAUUAUGGCACCUAUCCAAGAAGUUCAUCUGUAUCAGGAGAGAGAUACUCUUUUCAUCAAUUUGGUGGCUCAACAACUUUUGUUUUAAUAAUAUUUAUAACAAAUGCAAUUAUAAAUCUUUCAUUAAUGGUCGGCUAUAGGACACGUCUUUCAACAAUACUAUCAUUUGUAUUUUUGGCAUCUCUUCAAAACAGAAAUCAUUUUGUUAUAGACGGAAGUGACGAUUAUUGUAGAACUAUGCUAUUUUUUUCAAUAUUUUUACCAUUAGGAGAGUUCUUUUCAGUUGACUCAAUACUAUCAAAUAAAAACAAACCAAAGGAAAAGAAAAAGUAUUUGUCGGGUGGCACAGUCUCAUUUCUUACACAAUUCAUAUAUAUUUAUGUUUUUACUGCAUUAUUUAAAGCUGGUGAAGCAUGGCAUGAAACUUACGAUGCAGUAUAUUACGCACUAAAUUUAAUUCAAUUUGGGCAUGGUAUGGCUUCAUUUUUCCUUCAAUUCCCAAGUCUAAUGGUGUUUUUAACAAGGGUAACUUUAAUUUUUGAAUAUGUUGGACCAUUCCUUUUAGUAUCACCAUUUUUCAAUUCAACAACAAGAAUAAUUUCGAUUUUAGGAUUUGUUGGAAUGCACAUUGGCUUUGGUUUGUGUUUAAACCUUUAUUUAUUUGUUUUUAUACCAAUGGUUGUAUGCACAGCAUUUAUCCCAUCGGACGUUUGGGAUUUUAUUGAAAGAAAAUAUAUAGCAACUAAAGAACCAAUUAAAAUUUAUUAUAACUCAAGGUUAACAGCUAAAAAUAUUCAAUUUAAAUUGUUUUUAGAUUGCUUUUCAACAUUCUUUUUAUUUAAUCACAAUGUUAUCAUUAAUGCAAAUAGUAGCAAAGCUCAGCUCGAUUUUAAUGGUCAGGAUAGCAUGGAUAUCGAACGAGGCAAUAAUGAAGUUUAUGUAGAAAAUAUUUCAGUUCAAUAUAAUGGUCAAACUUUUACAGAAGAAAGAGCAAUACAGUUUUUAGUUUCAAAAUCAUUUUCAUUAUUUUUAAUUUCAAAUUUAUCUAUAAAGUAUUUCGAAAAGGUUUUAUCAUAUAUUUUAAAUUUCAAUAAUAAUCACGACAAAUCUACAAAAAAUAAUAGUAAUAAUAGUAAAAAUGAUGAAAAUGAAAUUUUUAAUAGCUUUGGUAACAAUCCAAAGAAAUCACUGAAAAGAAAUAUAAAAAAUGCAUUUUUUGUUAUUUUAAUGACCUACCUAUUUUACUAUAAUCUAUGCAUUUAUGAAACAAUGCUACCAGAUACAAGUUUGGAACCAUCAAUUGCAUAUCAUGGUUUUGUUAAACUUUUAAGAGUUGACCAGUAUUGGGCAAUGUUUGCGCCAGAACCACCAAGAAGGUCGGUAUGGAUCGUUUCAGAAGGAAGAUUUUCAAACAAAUCACAAAUUGAUGUGCUUACGGGCGAAACCACAAACUAUAAAAAUAUUCCUUCAUUAUUUUUUAAUGUAGGUCAAAGAGAAAGAAAUUUUUUAUUAGCUGUAUCAUACGUGGAUCAUCUCAGAUUAGAGUUUGGAAGAUAUUAUUGCCGUAAAUAUAAUAUCUAUGAAAAAAAUGAAAAUUUUGGUAAACUUAUAGACUUCAGAAUUUAUACACUUCUUAAAAACACACCUCCACAGGGCAUAGACCUCGAAACAUUGGAUCCAAAUAUUAAAUUCCAAUAUAUCUCUGCCCAUUGGUUCCAUCAAGUAUCUGGUGUUAGUAUUCCCAUUCCAUACACAUUAACACUUACCGAGACAGCUCCAAAUACAUACACCUAUUCAAAUAAUGCAUUCUUCCCAAUUGAUGGCAGAGGUAAUUAA